Molecule: messenger RNA, 2713 nt
Organism: Drosophila elegans
Lineage: Eukaryota; Metazoa; Arthropoda; Insecta; Diptera; Drosophilidae
Gene: Sh3beta
Product: SH3 domain-binding glutamic acid-rich protein homolog
Exons: 5
Coding region: 327-1739 (470 amino acids)
Cellular component (GO): cytoplasm
Source: RefSeq, a predicted model, not a curated record
GUUCAGCGAUCACACUAUUCGGUUCAACGACAAAGUAGGAAAUAAUUUCCAUUCUUGAUAAAUAUCAAAUAUUUUUGCACUUUUAUAAGCGACAACAUCGCACUUUUUUAUCCGCGUCUUCGCAGUUUUUAAAACCAAAAAUCAGCGACGUUGCCCAGUUCGUGUGCCUUCGUCACCAGUGAAAAAACAUUACGUAGGGGCGCUGGACGGAAGAAAGUAGGAAAAGAAAAGAUCUAAAAAUAUUUUUAAUCGCUGUGAAAGUAGCCAGCGGAUUUUAGUCGCAAGUACCAUAAAUUGACUUUGGGAGGACAUAUUUAACUGCAAAAAUGGUCUUGAAAGUCUACGUCAGCGGCAUGUCCGGCAACAAGGAGGUAAAGAAGCGCCAGCAGCGCGUGCUGAUGAUCCUGGACAGCAAGAACAUCAAGUACGACACGGUGGACAUCACGGAGCCCGGCAAAGAGUCCGAGAAGGAACUGAUGCAGAACAAAUCGACUAGCAGCGGCGGAACGGUCAGCGAUCCGGAGCCCCGGCAUCCGUUGCCUCCCCAGCUGUUCAACGACGAGGAGUACUGCGGUGACUACGACGCCUUCGACAUGGCCAACGAGAUCGACACCCUGGAGGUGUUCCUCAAACUGGCCCCCGCCGACACCACGGCUGUGAGUACCGCCCAAAUCGAACUGAAGCAGGAGAACGGCGAGGCCAAGAAGGAGGAGGCGGAAGCGGAGAAGUCGGAGGCCGGCGAUGGCGAUGCGGAGAAGGCCGAGAACGAAGACAAGGACGGCGAAGAAAAGGAGAAAACAGAAGGCGAGGAUGAAGAGGGCAAGGAAAAUACUGAAGAAAAGACUGAGACUGCAGAGGUUGAAGAAUCCGAGGAUAUCAAAAAGGAGGAUACAACUACAGAAUUAGAAAAAACUGAAGAAACCGAGGGAGAUGAAACCAAAGAAAAAUCUGAGGAGGAAGGUACUACAGAAAAAACCGAGGGAGACAAGACCGAAGAAAAAUCAGAGGGAGAAAGUACGAAAGAUGGUAAGGAUGAGAGCACCGAAGAAGGUGAUGCCAAAGAAGAAUCGGAGGAAGAUGAGGCCGAAGAAGAAGAUGAAGAAAAAUCAGAGAAAGAUGAUAAUAAAGACGAAACUGAUGUAGAAACAACCAAAGAACCGAUUGGUGAGAAAUCAAAGGAUGAAAAAGCCAAGGAAGAAAGCGAAGCAGAGAACACCAAAGAAGAAGUCGAAUUAGGAAACAAAGAACCCGAAAAAGAAAAUACCGAAGAAAAAACAGAAAAUAGCACAGAUAAAACUGAAGAAGAAAACACCAAAGAGGAAAAUGAAGUAGAUAUUGCCAAAGAAGAAACGGAAGUAGAAGAUGUCCAAGAAGAAACGAAAGAAGAAAAUGUCCAAGGUGAAACGGAAGUAGAAAAUGUCAAGGAAAAAGAAGCAGAAACUACUCCAGAAGAGGUGGAAAAUAUCAAAGAAGAAGAAACUGAAGCGGAAAAUACCAAAGAAGAAACAGACGUAGAACCUGAAUCCAAAGAAGAAACUGAACCCAAAGAGGAAACUGCUCCAAAUUCAGAAGAAACCAAAGAAUCGGAGAGUUCAAAAAAAGAAGACGAAGAUGUGUCUAAAGAAACCACCGAGAAUGAGAAACCUGAAGGAACGUCAGUAGAAGACACGCCCAAAGAUGUAGAGAGUAGUAAUUCUGCAGAGGAAAAUUCGUCCGAAGAAAGCGAGGAAGAGGAAUAACCGUUAACUACCAAAAUCGAUUAAAACGACAACAACAACCACACACUGACAUCCGCAUCACAAACACCAAUGCACCCAAACACACACUCGCACAUAAAAACGCACAUUUAGCCAAAUAAUACCGAAAAGUUUUGUAAAUAGAAACAAGAAAACACUAAUAACGAAUCUGGUGACGGGUAACGAACCCUAGACUAAGGCUUUAUGUGAAUCUAAUUUUUAAUUUACUCAUUUCGCCCUUCAAAUGUCUGCCCACAACAACAACAACAACAAUAUCAACAACAAAAGAAGUUAACAGCGACUACAAUAUCAUCAGCAGCAGUGAAGACACCCACCUCGUCAGAAUCCCAAUCGGACCUCUUAUUGGACAGCGAACGGGCAGCGGCUGCACAGUAGGCGUCGACGUUGGCAGAGGCAGCAGCGUUAUAAUUUUUACUCAAUAUUAUUAUUUUUAAAGACAUUUGGGCUUGUUACGGUUUUUACCCAUUUUUUUUAAUGUGUUGUGAUUUUUUUUUUUUAAAUAUAUAUUUAAUUUUAUAUCCCAUUCUUAGACUUUAUUAAAAAUAAAUUCACUUUCAGUCUAGAAUUAUUAAAAAAAAAACUGAAUAAUUAAAUUAUUUUCAAAGGUGUUAUACUAAUUGAAAAAUCUGUGAGCUUCAAGAUCGUUAAGUAGAAAUGAUCGUCAGAUAAAAAAUUAACAACAAAAUAUAUUUUAAAUGAAAUACAUCAUGUACUGAUUAAAAUUAUUGUGAUGUUUAGUAACAACUUAAUUGGUUGAAAGUAAAUUCAGUAAAUUCAAUUUAAAAUAUGUGUGGAAAACCCUAACAAGCCCGAUGAUAAUUUUCAAUUAAUUGAGCACACACACACACAACAAGAGUAAUAAUAUCAAUAGACUUUUGUAUUUACGUGUCUCACUUUUAGUUCUUGUAUCCAAAUAAUUAAAUAUACAGUACAUUAUAAUUAUGUUUAGUACAGUA